Messenger RNA from Penicillium salamii, 1437 nucleotides. Lineage: Eukaryota; Fungi; Ascomycota; Eurotiomycetes; Eurotiales; Aspergillaceae. The record is from the annotation of a GenBank genome assembly.
AUGGCGGACGAUGAGCCCCGUGCAAAGCGUUCUCGCUUUGACCAAACCGACGCUGAGCCCCAGCGACCCCGUUCUGACCGACGCUCGCGGUCCCCAUCGAACCGACAAUCAGAGUCCGCUCGUACACGCAGCCCUAUGAGUCGCCCCUUGAGUCGCGGUCCUGACGCAGAGGCGCCCCCUAAGCCUGCUGUGUCUGACCCGGCCGCCGCUGCAGCCGCGGCCGCAGCCAAAAUUAAUGCGCAGCUUCAGGCCAAAAAGGGCAUCCAGCACGUUGAUGUUCCUCCAAUUCGCUCGACCGAUGGCAAUGUCGAGGGUGCGCCUUCCACUGCGGAGGGCUCAGCUAAGCUGAACGCCGAGGUUUAUGUCGCGGACGGUGAUUACAUCAAAGACAUUGAGAUCAACGACCUGCGCAACCGGUACACCCUGACGAAGGGGUCUACCCAGAAGAUGGAUGAAACUGGCGCCGACGUUACCACCCGAGGAAACUAUUACCCUGACAAGAACAUGGCUACUGCUGCAAGCCCUCCCCUCUACCUCCACGUCACCAGCACCAACAAGGAUGGUCUGGAGAAGGCCGUCGAAAUGAUCAAUGGCCUAAUUCAGAAGGAGUUGCCGGUCCUUGUUGAUGAGCGCCGAUUCCGUAACAAUAAAAGGGAACCGGAGCAGCAAGUCGAGCGGGAUGAAUAUGGCCGGCGCAAAUGGCCGGAUGAGCGAAUUGCCAUUGAUCUUGAGCCAGUUCCCGGCUUCAACUUGCGUGCUCAGGUCGUUGGGCAGGGUGGUGCUUAUGUGAAGCACAUCCAGCAACAAACUCGCUGCCGAGUGCAGAUCAAGGGCCGUGGUUCUGGAUUUAUUGAAUCUAGCACCAACCGUGAGAGCGACGAGCCAAUGUACCUCCAUGUGGCAGGUCCAGAUGCAAAUGAUGUUCAGCAAGCCAAGGAGCUUUGUGAAGAUCUUCUCAACAAUGUGAAGGAGCAGUACCAGAAGUUCAAGGAGAACCCGCCGCACCACCAUUACGGUGGAUACGGUAACCGUGGUGGUGACCGAGGAGACCGCUACCAAGGUAGUGGAUACGGUGGAUACAACAACCGCCAACAGCAACACCAAAACAACGGCUCCUCUGCUAGCCCCUCUGGCCAGGCCUCCCCUGGUGCCGCCGGUGCCCAGGCCGCCAAUGAUUACAGUGCCCAAUACGCCCAGUACUAUGGCACCGCCGACCCAUACGCGGCUUACGGUGGUUACCAGAACUAUGUCGCCUACUAUCAAUACUACUACGCUGCACAACAGCAGCAGCAAGCUGAAGGCACGGCCGCUCCUGCUGCCCCUGCUUCAGAGGCAGCUCCUCCUCCUCCUGGAUCGGGAUCGCCACCUCCCCCUCCAGGUGGCGGUAGCUACGGCGCAGUAAGGCCACCCGGAGAUCAUCCCACUACAAGCGACUAA